Nymphaea colorata (pocket water lily) is the source of this 686-nucleotide messenger RNA. RefSeq lists its product as uncharacterized. Gene Ontology annotation, biological process: RNA splicing; spliceosomal snRNP assembly. The coding region runs from base 148 to 462 and encodes 104 amino acids. Gene Ontology annotation, cellular component: catalytic step 2 spliceosome; precatalytic spliceosome; U2 snRNP. The record is from RefSeq and is a predicted model, not a curated record. NCBI's taxonomy places the organism in Eukaryota, Viridiplantae, Streptophyta, Magnoliopsida, Nymphaeales, Nymphaeaceae. Gene Ontology annotation, molecular function: RNA binding. The transcript has 5 exons.
UCUGGUUCCAUUUUUGAGAAGUCGAGAAAUGCGUGCGUCAAGCGGUGCAUUUUAAUUCCGGAAAUUUCAUCUUCCCGCUAGGGCACCUCCUCUUUCCUCUCUGCUCUUCCCGCGCGCAGCUUCUGCCAUCAACGCCACCGAGCAACCAUGGAGGAGGAUACAAAUGCGAAGAAAGAGGAGGAGGAAUUUAACACCGGUCCUCUCUCUGUGUUGAUGAUGAGUGUUAAGAAUAACACGCAGGUUCUAAUUAACUGUCGGAACAACAAGAAGCUUCUCGGCCGUGUUCGUGCUUUUGACAGGCACUGCAAUAUGGUUCUGGAGAAUGUCAGAGAGAUGUGGACAGAGGUCCCAAAGACUGGUAAAGGCAAGAAGAAGGCUCAGCCCGUGAACAAGGAUAGGUUCAUCAGUAAGAUGUUUCUGCGAGGGGACUCGGUGAUCAUCGUCCUUAGAAACCCCAGCUGAACGUAGAAUUUGUUGUGUUUUUUUUCCUCCAGCAGUGUACAUGACAUUUUUCUAGUUCGAAGCUAACAGGAGCCUGAAACUUGCGGGAUGUUAACUAGUCUCAUGAAACAUUUGAGUAUCUGCGACUAUUUUUUAAAACCGUGUACUCUUUAUAUUACAACUUGUGUGCCAACUGCAAAACAAUCUACGUAUUAAUGGAGGCUAUAGUCGGUUUUCAGUACCAA